Toxorhynchites rutilus septentrionalis is the source of this 2070-nucleotide messenger RNA. RefSeq lists its product as uncharacterized. NCBI's taxonomy places the organism in Eukaryota, Metazoa, Arthropoda, Insecta, Diptera, Culicidae. Gene Ontology annotation, biological process: DNA integration. Bases 1 to 2070 code for a protein of 689 amino acids. The record is from RefSeq and is a predicted model, not a curated record. Gene Ontology annotation, molecular function: nucleic acid binding. The transcript has a single exon.
AUGGAUGAUGUUUUGACCGGUACAAAUGGCGUGAAUGAAGCAAUAGAGCUGAGGGUUCAACUUGAUUCAUUGAUGAGAAGCGGAGGAUUCAGGUUACGGAAAUGGGUUUCUAACUGCAAGGAGGUAUUACAAGAUGUACCGGAGGAGGAUUUAGGUUUGGGAAGACAAGGUCAAGUAGAACUCGAUCCAGAUCCAGCAGUGAGAACAUUGGGAUUGACAUGGUUGCCGAAAACUGAUGUUCUGAAGCUACAGUUCUCAAUACCAGAGAUACAUCCAAACGAUAAAUGGUCAAAACGAAAGGUUCUAUCAAUUAUUGCAGGACUGUUCGAUCCGCUAGGGCUGGUCGAAGCAGUCAUCACUGUAGGAAAACUUUUCAUGCAACGACUGUGGAAAUUUGAAGAUGAAAGGGGAAGGAAAUUGGAUUGGGAUGACCCAAUUCCCACAAGUGCAAGCAAAGAUUGGCAAGAAUUCCAUAGACAACUUCCUAUUUUGAAUAGCAUAACUAUUGAACGUUGUGUUUUGGUCCCUAAUCCAAUCAUCAUUCAGCUUCACGUCUUCUCAGAUGCUUCGGAGAAGGCAUAUGGUGCCUGUGCAUACCUAAAAAGUUGCAAUUCUCAUGGCGCAACUAAAAUAAUAUUGCUUUCGUCGAAAUCAAAGGUAGCACCGUUGAAAACUCAAUCCAUUCCACGAAUAGAAUUGUGUGGAGCGUUGCUAGCAACGCAGUUAUCGGAACAGAUUCUAGCAGCUGUCAAACUUAGCCCAGCGGUAUACUACUGGACUGACUCAACGUGCGUUUUACAGUGGAUAAGGGCAACUCCGUCUACAUGGACAACUUUUGUAGCCAACCGAGUAGCGAAAAUCCAACAGAUUGCUGAAAAUCGUCCUUGGAAUCAUGUUCCUGGAUGCCAAAACCCCGCCGAUCUCAUUUCAAGAGGUGUACUUCCCGAAGGCAUAAUCAGCAACAAUCUAUGGUGGGAAGGACCACCUUGGUUAUCGAAAGAGCAACAGCACUGGCCAGAUCAACCUGUCCCAGCAGACACCACAGAAGCAGCAGGAGAAUUUCGCCGAUCAGCAGCUAAUUACGCCACUGUGCAGCAAGAUGGAUUUACGGUUUGGUAUCUCAGCAAGUUUUCGACGUUUACUGAUCUGAUCAGACGUACCGCUUACUGGCUCCGAUUGCUGGAAUUUUUGAGACAGCACAGGAGAGGCGAAUUAUCACAAGAUUUUCUUAAUACUACGGAAUUGACUGAUGCGGAGUAUGCUAUAAUACGAUGCGUGCAGAAGGAAGAGUUUGAAAGAGAGUGGAAGGCAUUAUCCAAGGGUGAAACUGUUGCCAAGGGCUCCAAAAUUCGUUGGUUUAAUCCAACACUAUCUCCAGAAAAUUUAAUUCGAGUGGGGGAUCGAUUAGAGUAUUCGUCAGAACCUUUUAGGAAGAAACAUCCAAUUGUUCUCCCAGCUCGGCAUCCUCUUACUAAGAUGAUCUUCGAGCACUACCACAAGCAAUUGCUGCAUGCAGGUCCCCAGUUACUUUUAGCAACAGUGAGACAGCGGUAUUGGCCUUUAGGAGGACGCAAUUUAGCCCGCGAGGUGUACCACAAUUGCAAUCGUUAUGCUCGUUUGAAACCGAAGCAAAUUCAGCAAUUCAUGGCAGAUUUACCAGCAGCGCGUGUUAACGUGGCGAGACCCUUUCUUAAGACUGGUGUCGAUUACUUUGGUCCUAUUUUAAUUCGCCAUGCACCACGUCGACCUGCCUCUAAGGCAUAUGUAGCCGUAUUUGUCUGUAUGUGCACAAAGGCGGUACACCUAGAAAUAGUAACUGACCUUUCCACUGAACGCUUUAUCCAGGCUUUGCGCAGAUUUAUCGGAAGAAGGGGGAAAUGUUCGGAUAUUUUUUCGGACAAUGGUACCAAUUUCGUUGGAGCCCACAACCAACUAAAGGAUUUAUCCAAGUUUCUCAAAAAUGAAGAGUAUAGAGAGAAAAUAACCAGAGAAUGCGCCAACGAAGGAAUACAGUGGCACUUCAAUCCGCCUAGCGCCCCACAUUUUGGAGGUUUGUGGGAGGCACGGUGA